AUCUUUCAUUUAUGUCCUACAAAGUGCACGGGUAUCGUGCGUAAUUGUAUUUGGUCUUGUCCUUAAAUUUCUUCGAAGUCCCUACUACACUCAUCAAGAUGGGUAGGGAGGACAAGGCUACUUGGAAGACUAAUUACUUCACCAAAAUUAUCCAACUCUUAGACGAGUAUCCAAAAUGCUUCCUAGUGGGUGCAGACAAUGUUGGUUCAACACAGAUGCAGCAGAUUCGUAUCUCACUGCGUGGUCACAGCAUUGUGCUUAUGGGAAAAAAUACCAUGAUGCGUAAGGCCAUCAAAGAUCACUUGGAGACCAACCCUGCAUUGGAGAAAUUGCUCCCUCACAUCAAGGGCAAUGUUGGCUUUGUAUUCACCCGAGGGGACUUGGUGGAAGUCCGUGAUAAGCUGCUGGAGAACAAAGUGCGAGCUCCUGCCCGUCCUGGUGCCAUUGCACCCUUGUCUGUGGUUAUUCCAGCACACAACACUGGGCUUGGUCCUGAGAAGACCUCUUUCUUCCAGGCACUUUCCAUCCCUACCAAGAUCUCAAAGGGUACCAUUGAAAUCAUCAACGAUGUGCACAUCUUAAAGCCAGGCGACAAGGUGGGCGCCUCAGAAGCCACCCUGCUCAACAUGCUUAACAUCUCUCCAUUCUCAUAUGGUCUCGUGGUCAAACAGGUGAGAAUAAUAUUUCUUCAAAAAAUAAUUGUAUAAUUAAGAUUAAGGUCUAAGCACACAUGAUGCUGUGCCAUGCUUCAUCAGGAGUAUAAAAAUUAUUUGUUUGAUACAUGUGACAUCAUAUUAUAAACUUCAGAGCUGCAAUGGGUGGUGGUUGUCACUUACCAUCAGGUGAGCCGCAUGCUUGUUUGCUCCCUCUUCUAUCAACAAAAAUCAUAGUAUGCAAGCAACCUGGGUUCUAUCUCUGUCAGCACCAAUGAAAUUGUAACCACAUGCCUACCAUGUGCACUGCAGUGCAAAAAAUCGUGAAGAAACCUGCAUAUUUGUGAAAUAGAAAUAUUUGGGUGAUGUGUGAUGUCUGGUGGAUGGAUACACACUGGAGCAGUGUGGAGGACAAGUUGCUCCAUAACCCUCUAAAACUUCCUCUUAUUUUUGCAGCAGUGGAACAUCUUUUGACAUCUCUUUUUUUUUAUAACUGGCUUUACGGCUCUGGGUUCUAAGCCCUUCUAAGAUUAUUAUCACUUGAUACUGAGAGGCUCACUCUCAGUAUCAAGUGAUAAUAUAAUAUUUAUUUAGUACUAACCUAACCAUUUUAAACAUAGGUUCUGAACCUACUUUCAUAAACAAACGCUGUCGCACUAUAAUCGACCUCACACUUGCAACAGAAGGAGCAGCCAAACUAAUUACGGGAUGGCAUGUGUCGAGAGAGGCCUCAUGCUCAGACCAUAGAUGGAUCUGCUUCGCACUACAGGUCGAUAUCCCCUCUACACCACCAUGGAGAAAUCCCCGCAAGACAGAUAAAACUAAAUACCUAAAUAGGCUGACGUCUUUGCUAGCGGAUUUUGAGGGGAUAAAUACUAUAGCAGAUCAGUCGCUCCUAGAAGAACAGGUAGCAGCUGUUACUAAGGCCAUGAUAGACAGCUACCAUGAAUCAUGUCCAGAAAUCACUCCACCAAGACAUGCCGAGGUAAAACAACCGUGGUGGGGUAAAGAACUCGAUAGAAAACGUAAGAAGGUAAGAAAAGCUCUAAAUAGGGCCAUGAAUACCUCAAUGGAUGAAGACUGGCUAUUAUAUAAGAAAGCUAAGUCUGAAUACAAAAAAUGUAUCAGGUAUCGACGCUCGAUUGGGUGGCGUAAAUUCUGUGGCAACAUAGAAACCUGCAAACAAGCAAAUAGGAUUAGGAAUAUUCUAGCUAAACAGAACACGUCGGGAUCCAUGUCUCUAAAGAAACCCGACGGUAGCUACUCAACAUCGCCGGAUGAAGCCCAACGCAUCCUAAUUGAAACGCACUUCCCAGGUUGCUGCGUAACCCAGGAGGCAAACCGGCAUGACGACAUACUGACAUCAACAGCAGAAGACUGGAAUUUAGCACAGAGAGUGGUAACGAUGGACAAAAUCCAUUGGGCCAUUCACAGUUUCCUCCCCUAUAAGGCGGCAGGACCCGACGGCAUAUUCCCGGCACUCCUACAGUGGGGGGGUAAAGCCCUAAUAGUCAGACUUGCUGCCAUAAUGCGAGCCUGUCUUGCUCUUAAAUAUGUUCCUAGGGGAUGGAGGGAAGUGAAAGUUACAUUCAUACCCAAACCAGGUAAGAGCGACUACACUGACCCUAAAUCCUACAGGCCCAUUAGCCUCACAUCCUUUCUCCUAAAGACGAUGGAGAGGAUGUGUGAAAGGGAAUUAAGGGGGUCGGCGCUAAUGAACUUACCACUACACGACAAGCAACACGCCUACAGUCUAGGCAAAUCAACAGAAUCGGCCCUUCAUAAGGUAAUUACAAAGAUUGAAGAGGCCAUCCAAAACAAAGAAAUAUGUCUAGGUUCCUUCAUAGAUAUAGAAGGUGCUUUUGACCGAACGAACUUCUCCAGCAUAAAAGGUGCACUCGGUAGACACAAAGUUGAACCGGCACUGAUCGACUGGAUAGUUUACAUGCUCAGUACACGAAUAAUAAAGAUUGCUGGUGAAUCUCAACCAAUCCAAAUUAAGAAAGGCUGCCCGCAGGGUGGGGUUCUCUCACCUCUCCUGUGGAAUAUGGUCAUUAAUGAACUCAUCAGCAAAUUAAAUGACAAUCACUUCUAUACAGUAGGUUAUGCUGAUGACCUGACAAUACUGGUCUCUGGAAAGACAGCAAGCAUAGUGUGCGACCUGACCCAAGCGGCUCUCCGUAUAGUGGAGAGAUGGUGCAGGGAACACGACUUAACUGUCAAUCCAAAUAAAACGGUUUUAGUUAUGUUCACUCAAAAACGAAAGCUGAAUAACUAUCAUCCUCCAAGUCUUUUUAGCACAAAACUCCAGCUAUCCUCUGAGGUAAAAUAUUUAGGUCUUACCUUGGACAGCAAACUUAACUGGAAUAAACACAUAGAAAACAAAAUCAACAAAGCUAGUAUAACUUUCUGGCAAUGCAGAAACAUGAUUGGCAAAAGAUGGGGAUUGACGCCAAAAAUCAUACUGUGGCUUUACAAAACUGUAAUUCGGCCCAUGAUCACAUACGGCGCUCUGGUAUGGUGGACCAAGACAAAUGAAGCCACCAUAAUUAAAAAGCUUCAGCGCUACCAGAGACUGGCAUGUAUGGCUGCUACAGGCUGCAUGAGAACUACGCCAACAGCAGCCUUAGAAGCGAUGCUGGAGCUAACUCCGCUUCAUCUACAUAUACAACAAGAAGCGACUUUAGCUGCCAUCAGACUCAAGACCCUAAAUCUUUGGAGUAAGAAUAGUGUCCCUCAUACAGGCAUAAUUGAUAGAAUUCACUCAAAAAUUCCUAUCCUACAAGCCAAAUACGAUAGGAUUCCUAAACAAUUUGUUUUCGAUAAGAAAUACAAGAUACAGUUAAAUGAAAACAGCCAGCCGGAAGGAUUAAGCCCAAAAGAGCUUAAAAUUUUCACCGAUGGUUCUAAAACAAAUGAAGGUGUAGGUUGUGGAGCUUUCUCUGAAGACCUCAAUAUUCACAUAUGCACACCGCUGGGUACCUAUAACACGGUCUUUCAGGCGGAAUGUAUGGGUAUCAUUCAAGCGGCCAUAGCAAUAGAUGCUAGGAAGGUUAAUGACUUCCCCAUCAGAAUACUGACCGACAGUAGGGCGGUACUCCAAGCCCUGAGAUGCAAUGUGGUGAACUCGGGACUAAUAUAUGAAUGCCAUCAACGAUUAAAUGAGGUAUGUAAAAACAACAAUGUGACCCUGCAAUGGAUAAAGGGACACAGUGGAUCCAGAGGCAACGAUGCAGCAGACGAACUUGCCAGAAGAGGAUCGGCUUUGGCCACUAUAGGGCCGGAACCAAUCAUACCAAUCCCCUUUGGUAACGUUUGUUCACUGGUACGUAGACACUUUACUAAUCAACACGCUCAGCUUUGGAAAAAUCUAGUAGACUGUAGACAAGCUAGGGAUGCCCUGCCUGAAAUUAACAGUCGCUUAACAAAAGUUUUAAUGAGACUGAACAAGCCGCAGAUUAGGAUAGUAACAAGUGCUAUCACAGGACACGGCACCUUUAACAAACAUUUAUUUACUAUAGGUGUUACAGAUAGUCCCCUGUGCAGGGCAUGUAUGGGGGAGGAAGAAACGGCGGCCCACGUGCUACUGAAAUGUCCGGAGGUCGCUACAUACAGGGCUAAACAUCUCGGCACGCCGGGAUCACUCCCCGAAGUUGCAUGCAACAUCAAGGGCCUGUUGAGCUUCUUCGGAGAGAUCUCAUGGCUCGAAUAAUCACAUUAUUCCUGCCCACACGCAAAAUACGCGCAUAGACGUGGAGUUGCGGAAAACAGCCCGUCGUAAACUAAACUAAACUAAACUAAAUCAAGUGAUAAUAAUCUUAUAGAGUACUGUUUCACAAUAUGUCGAUGCGACACAUUGCGCAGCCCUUGGGAUUAUUUGACGCCAACUUGAGCCAGCAGACAGUUGGUGAUAGUAUUUAAAGGUGUCUAAGCAGAUAGACACCUAUCUUGAGUCACAUCGCCAUUGGAGCACUUGUUUCACAUGCCUAGACAUUUAAUACACAAAAUCGCACCACUUACAUAUCAAAAUCCACUUGAAACCAUUAUUUAAACAAUGAUACAGAAGCAGCAAUCCGCCGCCGGCCAAGUUCGUGCCACAACUCCUUUGACAUAACUCUUCUGUACAGUGUCCACAGAGUAAUGUGAGAACCGUAAUAAAGCCUUGAUGCUGCAAUGAUGUUCAUUGAUAAACUUGAGAUGAGAGUAAGGGUAGUUAGUCUCUUGUGUGAAAUACAAUAGGUUUUCAGUUUUUGUAUUUAUUUCUGUUACUUGAUUAGAAACUUGUACAAAGCACUACUAGUGAAUUUUGUGUAAACUAUCCAAAGUGUUGAGUACAGUCUGCAUCAAAUAAUGCAUUCUGAUAAUUUAUCUUUGGUAUAAUAUGUGCUCUGUGAUUUUGUUGUAUAAUUUCUACAGUGGAGUAGAAAUUUGAUUCACAAGCAGACAUUUUCUGUUGGUUGUAUAUUAGUUAAUUAAUAGUAAACUGGAAGUUAAACAAUUAAAACUGUCAAUUAUUUAGUAAUUUGUUGAAAAACUAAAACAUUCAAACUGUCAAUUACAGGUUUACGAUUCCGGUACCAUCUUUGCCCCUGCCAUCCUUGAUAUCAAGCCAGAGGACCUUCGUGCCAAGUUCAUGGAGGGUGUUGCCAACGUCGCCGCUCUCUCCUUGGCCAUUGGCUACCCAACUGUUGCCUCUGCUCCUCACUCUGUUGCAAAUGGUUUCAAGAACCUGCUUGCUAUUGCUGCCGUCACAGAGGUUGAAUUCAAGGAGGCCACUACCAUCAAAGAGUUCAUUAAGGACCCGAGCAAAUUUGCGGCUGUGGCUGCCGCAGUUGCCCCGGCUGCUGCCGCUCCGGCUGCAGAGAAGAAACAGGAAGAGAAGAAGCCCGAGAAGGAGGAAUCUGAGAGCGACGACGACAUGGGCUUCGGUCUCUUUGACUAAACAGUUGUCUGUGGCACGCUCGCACCCACUGUGUAGGCUCGUCUACGCCGCCGGGUUGGACACCCAUAUGGCGGCUUACGGUUUAUACAUAGCGGUUGCAUGUGAAUAAAAGCUACUUUGACCGU
Molecule: messenger RNA, 5720 nt
Organism: Parnassius mnemosyne (clouded apollo)
Lineage: Eukaryota; Metazoa; Arthropoda; Insecta; Lepidoptera; Papilionidae
Source: the annotation of a GenBank genome assembly